Peromyscus eremicus (cactus mouse) is the source of this 4511-nucleotide messenger RNA. It is a transcript of the gene Plekha7, whose product is annotated as pleckstrin homology domain containing A7. Bases 17 to 3823 code for a protein of 1268 amino acids. The transcript is spliced from 27 exons. Gene Ontology annotation, cellular component: pore complex; zonula adherens. Lineage: Eukaryota; Metazoa; Chordata; Mammalia; Rodentia; Cricetidae. The record is from RefSeq and is a predicted model, not a curated record. Gene Ontology annotation, biological process: cell-cell adhesion mediated by cadherin; epithelial cell-cell adhesion; zonula adherens maintenance. Gene Ontology annotation, molecular function: protein binding.
CUGGUGCUGGGCGAACAUGGCGGCAGCGGUCGGGCGGGACACCCUACCUGAGCACUGGUCGUACGGCGUAUGUCGGGACGGCCGCGUCUUCUUUAUCAAUGACCAGCUCCGCUGCACGACUUGGCUGCACCCGCGUACCGGCGAGCCCGUCAACUCGGGUCACAUGAUCCGCUCAGACUUGCCGCGCGGCUGGGAGGAGGGCUUCACGGAGGAGGGCGCGAGCUUCUUCAUCGACCACAACCAGCAGACCACAACCUUCAGACAUCCUGUGACUGGGCACUUUUCUCCAGAAAACAGUGAAUUCAUUCUUCAGGAGGAGGAACCACACCCACACAUGUCGAAGCAAGAGAGAAACCAAAGACCGUCCAGCAUGGUCAGUGAGACAUCCACGGCUGGGACCACGUCCACCCUGGAGGCCAAGCCUGGACCCAAGAUCAUCAAGUCCAGCAGUAAAGUGCACAGCUUUGGGAAGAGAGACCAGGCCAUUCGGAGGAACCUCAAUGUCCCGGUGGUGGUGAGGGGCUGGCUGCACAAGCAGGACAGCUCCGGGAUGAGGCUGUGGAAAAGACGGUGGUUUGUGCUCGCUGAUUACUGUUUGUUUUAUUAUAAAGACAGCCGAGAAGAAGCAGUUCUCGGGAGCAUCCCUCUACCCAGCUACGUCAUCUCCCCUGUGGCCCCGGAGGAUCGCAUAAGCCGCAAGUAUUCCUUUAAGGCUGUGCACACAGGAAUGAGGGCGCUCAUCUACAGCACCACCACAGCGGGCUCCCAGGCUGAGCACUCGGGCAUGAGAACGUACUACUUCAGUGCUGACACCCUGGAGGACAUGAACGCCUGGGUCAGGGCCAUGAACCAGGCUGCACAGGUGCUGUCUCGGUCGUCACUGAAGAGGGACAUGGACAAGGUGGAGCGGCAGGCCAUGCCACAGGCCAACCACACCGACACCUGUCAAGAUUGUGGCCAUGUGGGACCUGGGCACUCGAGAGAUUGUCCUCAUCGAGGCUAUGAAGACUCCUAUGGCUUCGACAGGAGGGAGCCGGAGGAGGAGCGCUUCCGUUCUCAAAGAGACCCACUGGAGGGCAGGCGGGACAGGAGCAAGGCCAGGUCCCCGUACUUGCCAGCUGAGGAGGAUGCCUUAUUUGUGGAUCUACCCGGUGGUCCCCGAGGCCAGCAAGCACAGCCACAGCGGGCUGAGAAGAAUGGCAUGCCACCUGUCUCUUAUGGCCCAGGAGAACAAAAUGGGACCAGUGGGUACCAGCGUGCUGCUCCUCCCAGGGCCAACCCAGAGAAACACAGCCAGAGGAAGAUGGCCCAGGCAGAAUACUGGACAAAGGCUCAGAAGGGGGAUGGAAGGAGCUUGCCCUUAGACCAGACGACACUUCCUCGCCAGGGUCCCAGUCAGCCCCUAUCCUUCCCGGAAAACUACCAGACUCUUCCCAAGAACACCAGACAUCCUUCUGGGAGCUCUUCACCCCCUCCCCGGAACCUGCCCAGUGACUACAAGUAUGCACAGGACCGAGCCAGCCACCUGAAGAUGUCCAGUGAGGAGCGCCGGGCACACAGGGAUGGUACCGUGUGGCAGCUGUACGAGUGGCAGCAGAGGCAGCAGUUCCGGCAUGGCAGCCCCACGGCACCCAUAGGAGCUGGCUCCCCAGAGUUCACUGAGCAGGGCCGCAGCCGGAGCCUGCUGGAGGUGCCCCGCUCCAUCUCCGUGCCUCCAUCUCCUUCUGACAUCCCUCCUCUAGGGCCUCCCAGGCCCCUCCCACCCCGGCGGCCACAUACACCAGCAGAAAGGGUCACAGUGAAGCCACCUGACCAGAGGAGGAGUGUGGACAUCUCUCUGGGAGGUUCUCCCAGGAAGGCACGGGGUCAUGCUAUCAAGAACUCCUCUCAUGUGGACCGACGUUCCAUGCCGUCCAUGGGCUACAUGACUCACACUGUCAGCGCUCCCAGCUUACACGGAAAAUCCGCUGAUGACACCUACCUCCAGCUGAAGAAGGACCUGGAGUACCUGGAUCUAAAGAUGACAGGCCGAGAUCUUCUUAAGGAUCGAAGUCUGAAGCCGAUGAAGAUCGCUGAGAGUGACAUUGAUGUCAAGCUAAGUGUGUUCUGUGAACAAGACAGGAUCCUCCAGGACUUGGAAGACAAGAUCCGAGCUCUCAAGGAGAAUAAAGACCAGCUAGAAUCCGUGCUGGAGGUGCUGCACAGGCAGACAGAGCAAUACCGAGACCAGCCACAGCACCUGGACAAGAUCACCUGCCAGCAGAGGCUCCUGCAGGAGGACCUGGUCCACAUCCGGGCAGAGCUCUGCAGAGAGUCCACGGAGAUGGAAAAUGCCUGGAAUGAGUACCUGAAGUUGGAGAGGGACGUGGAACAGCUGAAGCAGACCCUGCAGGAGCAACACAGAAGAGCCUUUUUCUUCCAGGAGAAGUCACAGAUACAGAAGGACCUGUGGAGAAUUGAAGAUGUCAUGGCAGGCUUGAGUGCGAAUAAAGAGAACUACAGAGUCCUGGUGGGGUCUGUCAAAAAUCCAGAAAGAAAAACGGUGCCUUUGUUCCCUCCCCCGCCUGUGCCUUCACUCUCGCCAACUGAGAGCAAGCUGGCCCUGCAGCCUAGUCCUCCCACCAGCCCUGUGCGGACACCUCUGGAGGUCCGACUCUUUCCACAGCUGCAGACCUAUGUGCCAUACCGACCUCACCCGCCCCAGCUGAGGAAAGUGAUGUCCCCUCUUCAGUCACCAACCAAGGCAAAGCCUCAGGUGGAAGACGAGGCACCUCCCAGGCCACCACUUCCUGAACUCUACAGCCCAGAGGACCAGCCUCCAGCUGUGCCACCUCUGCCGAGAGAAGCCACCGUCAUACGGCACACAUCUGUGCGGGGCCUCAAACGACAGUCGGAUGAAAGGAAGAGGGACCGGGAACAGGGCCAGUGUGUGAACGGCGACUCAAAGGUGGAGCUCCGGUCCUAUGUGAGUGAGCCAGAGCUGGCCAGCCUCAGUGGGGACAUGCCUCAGCCCUCCCUGGGCCUCGUGGGCUCUGAGAGCAGAUACCAGACACUGCCAGGCAGAGGGCUCUCGGGCUCCACGUCCAGGCUCCAGCAAUCGUCCACCAUUGCUCCCUAUGUCACACUCCGGAGGGGUCUGAAUGCCGAAAACAGCAGUGUGACCUUCUCUAGACCCAAGAGUGCCUUGGAGCGCCUGUAUUCAGGGGACCACCAGCGGGGCAAGAUGAGUGCGGAGGAACAGCUGGAGCGGAUGAAGCGACACCAGAAGGCCCUGGUUCGGGAGCGCAAGAGGAAUCUGAGCCAAGGAGAGAGAACGGGCCUGCUCUCAGCCCGAUAUCUCAGCCAGCCACUGCCUGGAGAUCUUGGCUCAUGGAAGCGAGAACAAGAUUUUGACCUGCAGCUGCUGGAGCGGGCUGCUCAGGGGGACAGAAAAGACAGAGAAGACGGCUGGCUGAAAGUGCAAGCCACACCCGUCAUGGAGUUGGACCUAGAGCCGCAAGACUAUGACUUGGACAUCAACAGAGAGCUGUCUAAACCAGAGAAGGUCUCCAUCCCCGAGCGGUAUGUGGACCUGGAUCCCGAGGAGCCACCCAGCCUUGAAGAGCUGCAGGCACGGUACCGAAAGGCUGAGAAGAUACGAAAUAUCCUCGCCCGGUCAAGCAUGUGCAACCUGCAGCCCACAGGCCAGGACCGCAACAGCCUGGCAGACCUGGACUCGCAGCUGCAGGAGCAGGAGCGCAUCAUCAACAUUUCCUAUGCUCUGGCCUCAGAGGCCUCUCAGCGCAGCAAGCAGGUAGCAGCCCAGGCCUCAGCAGACCCAUGACCCAGUGUGCAGAGGAGAAGCCUGGAGCCGGGGACCCAGCUCAACCAGCAUCUUCUGAAACAAUGUCUUCUCUGUCCCAAUGGAAAUCCUUCCAGCUGAACGGGGGCUCUGGCUGGAGGAGAGAGCAGCCCACCCAGCCUGGUGGGCGCAGCAUGGAGCAAGGGCUCCAUCCUAACCCCUGCCCAUCUGUUUCAGUCCAGAUUCCUUUUUACAGAUGACAGAAGCACUUUUGAUACACAGUGUGAAACAUACUGUAUUUUAGAAUCAGAAUAUAUUUUGUAAUGCUCACCUCAAGGGCCAAGUGGCUGGAAAGGUGAGCCUGCAGGGUUUUGUAGCCACACACAGGGAUUCAGGUACUACGGGGUGGUAUAGUGGCUGGGGAGAAGAGCAGGACAGGCCGGGGCCAUUCCCACCGCCCGCGAACCCAGAGAGUGGCUUCCAGUGGGUUCCAGCAUGAGGCUUGUUACCAUGCUCCCCAGGAAACGGGAGGCAAUUGACUGCAGAAAUCAGCAUCCCGCGCCGAUGCUCAGCCCUGGAAACUCCACCUGGAUGGCCCACAGAGCCUGUCUGUGCCUUGGUUCUGACUGAGGAGCAACUAUGUGUGUUCAAGAGCGGUGGCUUCUUCAGCCUGUCGGUGAAACUGUAAAGUUCCCUCAGCAAAAAACAGUUCUUCUCAGAAAAAAAAAAA